Fusarium sp. VM40 is the source of this 1704-nucleotide messenger RNA. The record is from the annotation of a GenBank genome assembly. NCBI's taxonomy places the organism in Eukaryota, Fungi, Ascomycota, Sordariomycetes, Hypocreales, Nectriaceae.
AUGGACUCUGAAGGCGAGGCCAACACAGCGCCCUCUGGCGAGGACCGACGCAACGCCCAGGUCGACAAUGCCAUUCGCGCAAUCCAAGAGAAGAAGCCGGUCCCUGAGAUCGACUUUACUAUCCACACCAUGGAGGACAACACCCAGGUCAACACCAUGGAGCGUGUUUGCAAAGACGUUCAGGCUCCUGCUAUGUACAAGCCUACCGACGAGCAAUUCUUCGAAGAUGACACUCACUCCAAGCCCAAUCUCCAGUUUCUUAAGCAGCACUUCUACCGCGAGGGUCGCCUUACCGACGAUCAGGCUCUUUGGAUCUUGAAGAAGGGUACUGAGCUUCUGCGAGCUGAGCCCAACCUUCUCGAGAUGGAUGCUCCCAUCACAGUUUGCGGUGACGUCCACGGACAGUAUUACGAUCUUAUGAAACUUUUCGAAGUUGGUGGCGACCCCGCCGAGACCCGAUACCUCUUCCUUGGCGACUACGUCGAUCGAGGUUACUUCAGUAUAGAAUGUGUUCUCUACCUCUGGUGUCUCAAGAUCCACUACCCCAAGACUCUCUGGUUGCUGCGAGGAAACCACGAAUGUCGCCAUUUGACCGACUACUUCACCUUCAAGCUCGAAUGCAAGCACAAAUACUCAGAGAUCAUCUACGAGGCCUGCAUGGACUCUUUCUGCGCCCUCCCCCUUGCGGCUGUCAUGAACAAGCAAUUCCUCUGCAUCCACGGUGGACUGAGCCCCGAACUGCACACUCUCGAUGACCUGAAGAGCGUUGAUCGUUUCCGUGAACCUCCUACUCAGGGCCUCAUGUGCGAUAUCCUCUGGGCCGACCCCCUCGAAGACUUUGGCCAGGAAAAGACGAGCGACUACUUCCUACACAACCACGUCCGAGGAUGUUCAUACUUUUUCUCCUAUCCUGCUGCAUGUGCUUUCUUGGAAAAGAAUAACCUCCUAUCCAUCAUCCGCGCGCACGAGGCUCAGGAUGCAGGUUACAGAAUGUACCGUAAGACACGCACCACUGGUUUCCCAAGUGUCAUGACUAUCUUUUCCGCGCCCAACUACCUUGAUGUUUACAACAAUAAGGCCGCCGUUCUCAAGUACGAAAAUAACGUUAUGAACAUUCGGCAGUUUAACUGCACUCCUCAUCCUUACUGGCUUCCCAACUUUAUGGAUGUCUUCACCUGGUCUCUUCCUUUCGUGGGAGAAAAGAUCACCGACAUGCUUAUUGCCAUUCUCAGCACCUGUUCCGAGGAGGAGCUCAAGGAAGAGACGCCCUCCUCUGCAACAUCGCCCGGUCCCGCUUCGCCAGCAUUGCCCAACGACCCCGAGUCGAUUGAGGUUCGACGAAGAGCCAUCAAGAACAAGAUUCUCGCCAUUGGCCGACUAUCUCGUGUAUUCCAGGUGCUUCGCGAGGAGUCCGAGAAGGUUACAGAACUCAAGACUGUUUCUGGUGGAAGGUUGCCUGCUGGAACCCUCAUGCUUGGUGCCGAGGGUCUCAAGAACGCCAUCAAUGGAUUUGAAGAUGCCCGAAAGGUUGAUUUGCAGAAUGAGAGGCUACCACCUACGCACGAUGAGGUGGUUAAGCACCAGGAGGAGGAACGAAACACCGCGCUCCAGAAGGCUGCUGAUGAUGCCAACAACGACAAGAAGUUGCAGCAGCUAUCCAGAAGGCUCAGCACUGACCGCAAGAACCGAGCUCCAACAUCAUAA